UAAUAGUGCCAUCAGUGAAGUAAGCAGUAGUCAUGAAGGAAGCAAAAAACAAACAAUUUGUCGUGACAAUCGCAUUAUUAUGCAUCUCGUUUUUAAGUUGUGUAAAUGCUAUAGGAUGCCCAGAGAAAUGUUCUUGUGCACAACGAACAGUACGAUGUGUUCGUCAGCAGUUGAAAUUCAUACCGGAAUUGCCGACAGAUACCAACAUAAUAGAUUUGCGUUACAAUCAUAUCAAAGAAGUGCCAUCGAAUGCAUUCAGAGGUUUGACUCAACUUCACUCAAUUUUUCUGAAUGAGAAUCAAAUCACGACACUCAAUGAAGGCGCUUUCAAUGGAUUACCGUAUUUGAGAUAUUUGUAUUUGAAUCAGAAUCACAUUAAAAAUAUCGAACCUGGUGCAUUCGUCAAUCUAACAAUGCUUGAGCGAUUGAAUUUAUAUGGAAAUAAGAUUCAAAGGAUUCCAUUUGGAACAUUCGACAAUAUGAAUUCGCUAAACUUGCUUCGUUUAGAUAGCAAUUUAUUAGAAUGUGACUGUUCUGUGAUGUGGCUUGUGAAGCAUUUACAUGCGACGAGAAAUCAUUUAAGAGCUUCGGCAAACUGUAAAUCACCCGACUUUAUGGAAGGGAAGAACUUAGUCGACAUGACCGAAGAGGAUUUUCAUUGCAAAAAACCUGAAAUAUUGCAAAAUCCAAAUGAUGUUGAAGUCACUUUUGGAGCAUCUGCCAUUUUUAAAUGUACAGCUGAAGGUGAUCCCAAACCUGAAAUUAAAUGGAUGCUCAACUCGAAUGAAAUUGAUUCGAGCGAUUUAAGGGUUCGUGUUGCGGUUGAUGGAACCUUGCAGAUUGAUAGGAUUGAUACACGAGAUCAAGGAACUUACACGUGCAUGGCGAAGAACUCCAUUGGUGAAACAUUAUCAAGAGAAGCUCGCAUGACGAUAAUUCAGGGACCACAAAAUGAAGCAAUAAGACCACAAUUCGUACAAAUACCUGCCGGUCACGUUGUCUUUGAUGAGGUUUCCGAUUACAUAGUUAUGCAUUGUGUGGCGACUGGUUUUCCUCAACCACAAAUCAUAUGGAAGUUUAACAAUCAACCACUACAUGAUGACGAUGACAAAAUCGAGAUUCAUGACAAUGGAACGUUAGUCAUUCACAGUCCUACCGAAGAAGAUGAAGGUGCAUAUAGGUGUGAAGCCACAAACUACCUUGGCAGUAUUUCGACAGUGGCAAAUUUCAAUAUUAAUGUUCCUGUUCUUACAGUAACACUGGAAGACAAGAAGGUUAAAACGGGAGAAAAUCUGGUUCUAUCUUGUGAUGCCGAAGGCAAUCCGGAACCGAAUUUCUUUUGGACGAAGGACGAUCGCACAUUGAGAAGUUCAGUUCGCAUUAAUUUUACCACGGAUAAUAAAACAUUGAAUAUUGAGCACAUUAAAGAGUCUGAUGCGGGAUUGUAUGCUUGUGUAGCAGAAAAUAUUCUCGGUUCAGAUGAAGCAACGGCACAAGUGGAUGUGAGAAAUGCACAUGGCCCACCAAAUUUGAUUUUCGAGCCUUAUGAUUUGGAAGCAAUACCCGGAACAACCAUUGAGUUGCCUUGCGGUGCUGAGGGUGAUCCACCACCAUUGUCGAAAUGGAAGAAAGAUGGACGAACAUUGACACAAUCAAUAAAGUAUAAUUUCUCACCAGCCGGCAGUAUCUUCAUUUCGAAUAUAAAUGACUUUGAUGCUGGUAGAUACGAAUGCACAGUGGCGAAUGAGUUUGGACGAGCUACAGCAUCAUGUGUCGUUACUGUCAGAAGACGAGAAGACUUGGCGCCGGGUGAUAAAUUUAUUCGCAUCGCUUUCUCAGAGGCCUCUUCUGAAGUUGAUUCGGCAAUCAAUCAAACAGUUGCAUCUCUCUUCAUCAACAACUCAAAUGAUAGAAACGCAAUGAAGAACCACAGUGAUUUAUUUCGAAUUGUUAGAUUUCCAACGGGACCAGCACGUGAAUUGGCGCGAGCGAGUGAAAUUUAUGAGCGAACACUUGUCAACAUUCGUAAACAUAUUAACGUGGGUAAAAAUAUAACAACAAAUGUUACCGAUUUUAAAUAUGACGAUCUUUUGUCUGCUGAAUAUUUGGAUUUGUUGGCACAACUUUCUGACUGCACGGCACAUCGAAUUAUGCCGAAUUGUACCGACAUGUGUUAUCAUGGGAAAUAUCGCACGAUUGACGGCAGCUGUAAUAAUUUCCAAAAUCCUAUGUGGGGAACAUCGUUGAGUGCUUUUCGACGCCUUCUACCGCCUGAAUAUGAAAAUGGCUUCAACACACCUAAAGGAUGGAAUAAAGAUCGAAAGUAUAACGGAUAUAAACUUCCAAGCGCACGUUUAGUCUCGACAACGUUGAUUAAAACUGACGUGAUUGAGCAAGACACGCAAAUAACUCACAUGAUGAUGCAAUGGGGUCAAUUUUUAGAUCACGAUAUGGAUCAUGCAUUGCCAGCAGUCAGUUCCGAAAGUUGGGAUGGCGUUGAUUGCAAGAAGACUUGCGAUUAUUCUCCACCAUGCUUUCCAAUUGAAGUGCCGCAAAAUGAUCCACGCGUUAACAAUCGACGUUGUCUUGAUUUUACUAGAUCAAGUUCAACCUGUGGUUCGGGUAUGACUUCAGUUUUCUUCGGAAAGAUUCAGCCACGUGAACAGAUAAAUCAGAAAACGUCAUUUAUUGAUGCAUCGCAAGUUUAUGGAUACACUGAACAAUUUAGUCGUGACUUAAGAAACAUUUCACUUGAUGGUGAAGACAACGGUUAUCUUCGUGAAGGUGUUCACUUCCCCAAUCAAAAAUCGAUGCUGCCAUUCGCAUCACCAACAGACGGCGUUGAUUGUCGACGAAAUUUAGCGGAAAGUUCAGUUAAUUGCUUCACAGCUGGAGAUAUUCGUGUGAAUGAACAAGUUGGUUUAUUAGCUAUGCACACAGUUUGGAUGCGAGAACAUAACAGAAUUGCUACAGUUUUUAACGAAAUAAAUCCUCAUUGGAGUGGCGAACAAGUUUAUCAAGAAUCGAGAAAAAUUGUUGGUGCGAUGAUGCAACACAUAACAUACAAAUAUUGGCUUCCUAACAUCAUUGGAAAGGAAGGAAUGGAUGUAAUGGGUGAAUACAAAGGUUACGAUUCAAGCGUGAAUCCUUCAAUUUCUAACGAGUUUGCAACCGCUGCAUUCCGUUUUGGUCACUCAUUGAUUAAUCCAAUUCUCCAUCGACUUGAUUGGAAUUUCCAACCAAUUGAACAAGGACAUUUACCAUUGCAUCAAGCAUUCUUUGCACCAUGGCGCGUUGUUUACGAAGGUGGCGUUGAUCCAUUACUUCGUGGACUUUUUACUGUCCCAGCGAAGUUGAAAAAACCUGAACAAAACCUAAAUUCUGACUUAACUGAGAAAUUAUUUACAACAGCACAUGCUGUGUCACUUGACUUGGCAGCCAUAAAUAUUCAAAGAGGUCGAGAUCAUGCGAUUCCCAAUUACAUGGUUUACAGGAAAUUAUGCGACUUACCAGUGUCAGAAUCAUUUGAGACACUUCACGAUAUUUCAAGUCAACAUGUUAAAGAGAAAUUGAAGGAGAUUUAUGGACAUGUUGACAACAUUGACGUUUGGACUGGUGGAAUUCUUGAAGAUCAAAUGACGGGCGCAAAGGUCGGUCCACUGUUCAGAUGUAUGUUGAUUGAUCAAUUCAGAAGACUUCGUGAUGGCGAUCGUUUCUUUUACGAGAACCCAUCAGUUUUUAAACCUGAACAAUUGACUGAAAUCAAACAAUCAACUUUGGGUCGAAUUCUUUGUGAUAAUGGCGAUAACAUCACACGAGUGACUGAGAAUGUCUUCAUUCUUCCUUCACUUCAAGAUGGCUAUAAGCAAUGCACAGACAUACCAAUGGUGUCAUUAAAGGUCUGGACGGAUUGUAGUAACUGUAAUCAUCGGGCUGCUUAUAAUCUUGACAUUACAAAAUUACCUCGUCAGAGUCGAUUCAGACGUGAUGUGAAAGAAGUGAAUGCUGAUAAGUUCGUGAACGAAAAUUCAAUUGAACAUGACGACGUGCACUUCAGCAUCGAUAAUGAUUAUUUUGACAUGAACGAAGAGCGAAUUGAAGGUCUUGAGCAAUUGAUUGAGUCAUUUCAGAAGACAUUGAAAAAGAUGCGACGGGAAAUUCGAAAGCUUAAAGAAUCGAACGAUGAACUUUCACGAGCUAUAAAUGUAACAAAUAAGCAAGCAAGUGAAAGCGUUGACAAUAAAGAUAAAAACAGCGGUGGAAAAUCCAUAAAACAUCACUAUCAAUGCGUGGACAAGAAAGGCAUAAACCGACUGAACAAUGAAAUUUGGAUGGAAGAUGAUUGCACAAAUUGUCUCUGUCAGCAUCGUCAGAUAACGUGCACGACUGAAAAAUGUCCCGAUGAAGAGCCGUCAUGUGACAAAGGCUUAAUUGUUGGAAGAAAGAAUGGACAUUGCUGCCUUUCAUGCAUAGAACAGAAGACGUCAUCAAGCAAUGAAUCCACAAUAACAAGCAAUGUGACAAGUUCACGUUAA
This is a messenger RNA of Clunio marinus, 4535 nucleotides long. The record is from the annotation of a GenBank genome assembly. Lineage: Eukaryota; Metazoa; Arthropoda; Insecta; Diptera; Chironomidae.